CCGGGCAGCCGCUCCCGGGCAGCCGCUCCCCGGGGUGGGCUCAGCCCUCUCGCCGUCGAGGCUCCCCGGCCGCGGGCGGGGACACCCCACAACUUCACCCGAAGUUUUCUCGCCGCCUCGUCCCCGUUCGGCGGGUGGCCGCCCCCCGGCGAGGGCACCGUGAGGUCGAGAUCCCGCAGCCCCCCGGCGCGGCUGCUCGCUGCCCACCGGGGCACGACCCGCCCGCCGGCGGCCCGGGCCCGGGGCGGGGAGCGGAGCGGCCCCGGGGCGCGCCCACCGCCCCGCCCCGCCCCGCCGCCCCCGCUGCCGCCUGGCAGGGCGGCGGGUGCCGCGGGAGCUGCUCGGUGCCGCCGCCGCCCGGGAGGGAGGUUAUGUAAGGGGGGAGGGAGGCGGCGGGAGGAGGAGCAGGACGGCUCUCGCCGCCGUGCAGCCGCCGUGCAGCCGCAGCCAGCCGGGGCCGGGGCGGCCGCAUGUGCGAAGUGGGGACGCGGCCGCCGCUGGCCGCCGAGCGCGGGGAGCCGCCCGGGGGUGCCGCCGCCGCCGAAAGGUGCCGAGACAUGGGAGAACAGCCCAUCUUCACCACCAGAGCCCAUGUCUUCCAAAUUGACCCCAGCACGAAGAAGAACUGGGUUCCUGCAAGCAAGCAGGCUGUAACUGUUUCCUACUUCUAUGACAGCACGAGGAACAGCUAUCGGAUUAUCAGUGUGGAUGGAGCCAAGGUGAUCAUAAACAGCACCAUCACCCCCAACAUGACCUUCACCAAGACGUCGCAGAAGUUCGGGCAGUGGGCAGACAGCAGAGCCAACACCGUGUUCGGGCUGGGCUUCCCCUCCGAGCAGCAGCUGACAAAGUUUGCAGAGAAGUUCCAAGAAGUAAAAGAAGCUGCCAAACUUGCAAGAGACAGAUCUCAAGAGAAAAUUGAGACCUCAAGCAAUCAUUCACAGACCAGCUUUGCAGCCAAGAUGAAAAGGGAGGUGCAGGAGACACCCAGUGUUCGUUUGUGUGUUGUGCUGCAGGAGUCUGGACGUGAAACUCCAUCUUCCACUCGAGCUUCAAGUGUGAAUGGCACAGACGACGAGAAGGCAUCACACGGUGGCUCUGCUGAGGCACAUCUCAAAUCUGAGAAUGAUAAAUUAAAAAUUGCUCUAGCCCAAAGUUCAUCCAACGUGAAGAAGUGGGAGACAGAGCUGCAGUCGCUGCGGGAGAGCAACGCGCGGCUGUCCACGGCCCUGCAGGAGUCUGCGGCCAGCAUCGAGCACUGGAAGAAGCAGUUCUCAGCCUGCAAGGAGGAGAACGACCAGCUGAGGGGCAAGAUUGAAGAACUGGAGGAACAGUGCAAUGAAAUAAAUAAAGAGAAGGAAAGAAAUGCACAGUUGAGCAGGCGUCUCCAGGAACUGGAAACAGAACUUCAGGACAAAGAGCUGGAACUGGAAGAGCUCCGAAAGCAGGGUGAAAUUAUACCAGAGCUAAUGUCAGAAUGUGAAUCUGUAUCUGAACAAUUACAGGCUGCUGAGAAAAAGAACAAAGAUCUUGAAGAGAAAGUCAGAACGCUAAGGACAGAAGUCGAAGAGAACAAACAUAGGCAGACCAACCUUAAAACUGAAUUAAAGAAUUUUUUAGAUGUUCUAGACGGGAAGAUAGAUGAAUUACAUGAUUUCCGACAAGGACUGUCUAAACUUGGGAUUGACAAUUAGGUGGCAAUAGAUCUUUUUUGUAAUCUAGGGUCUGGAUGUUUGAUGUUUUGUUGACCCCAAACGCGUGUUUUACAAAAUAUAACUAGAAUGUUCCACUUGUUUGCAUUGGUUUUGUACAUAGAGGCUGAAAAUUUGCUGUGGUUUUUUUUGGUCAGUUUCUUUUUUGUUUGUUUGUUUAUUUUCCAAACCAAUUGUGCUGCUCACUGAAUUCUGUUGAGAUUAGAAACUUUCUAUAUUGCUGCUCUGGCUUUGUGGCUUUGGGAACAGGUAGAGGGUUCUGUCUCAGGAAUCUGGAACUAGAUCUACCUUAAAAUGAUUAUGCAGUUAGUUGUUGCAGGGAAAUUUAUAUCUUUCUUAAGGGCUGUUGCAACCAUAGAAACAGAAAAGAAGUCUUUUUCUUGUCCGGACUAUCAGCACUCUUAGCAGAAUUGACUUUAUUCCGUGGUGGAGCAGAGAGAUUAGCUGGAGCCCCUGCAGUUUGUAAAAUGUGGCUGUGAUGAGCUGCAGUCAGGAGAAUCACUUCUCACAGAUACCAGUAUCUUUAGGGACCAUGUCAAUCAGGCCUGAUUCACCAAAAAAAUGCAGUGGAUUUCAGAUAACCUCUGACAGAGGUUUCGUGUACUUGCCUGGACCUGUGCAGCACAAAGUCAACAAUGCAGAAAUGAGUUUCAGCUCUUAAAGUCAUGUGUCUUACCAGUCAGUGAGGGCAGCUUCUCGUGCUUAGCAGCAUCACCUCUCUCUGGCCUUCAGUUUUAAACCCAUGUAGUUCCAUCAUUAUGUGCAUCUCUGAAAAAUUCCCACCUGAGUCUGGGGACCAGAUAUUUCUUUUUAAAAGUGAGAUGUUGCUGGUUUGUACAGGACUCGUGCCCCUAUGUGUGCAACUUGAUUGUUGUUGAUUGACUUCUGCAGCAGUGAGGAAGGAGACAUGGAUCUGAAAAGCAUCAUAAGGUUACUGGAAGGUGUUGCUCAGAAGCAAAUUUCUGCCCAGGAGACUGGCAGGGCGAUGGCCACAUGAAAUAAAAGUCCUUUCCUAUGAUUUCUGCAUUUUCUGGCAGUAGGGUAAGAAUUAGUCACCAAGUUAGAUUGUACAAAAAAAAAGAAACCUCAACCCAAGAGGCAGAAAUGCUCUUUUAUUCUUGAACUGAUUAUUCAGCAGCUCUAAGAGGGUUUUGAGAAAUGCAAGGUCAUGCCCUGGCCUUCAGUGAGAAGGAAGUUAAGUUCAUCACAGACAGGGAUGUAAAAGGGCCAGAGAGGAGAAUCCAGCCCAAGCUUUGCUCUUUCCCCUAGAACUUCCUUCAGCUUCUUUCUUCCUUUCUCCAUAACCUGUUUUGAGAGUGUUUACAUGGGAUCUUAAUUAAUUCAGGAGAGUACCUGUGUGUACGUGACAUUGUUAUUUGCUUGAUUCAGACCAGCUUGGUUAAGCACUGUGUUAGUGAUUUCCAGCAGUGACUGAUAUAAAAUGGCCAUGGCUUUUCUUGGAAUUUCAGGGUUUUUUCUUUUUUUGGCACAUCUUGAUUAUUAAAGUGAUCUUUAGAAGAAAAGUGGGUUGUAGAUGAAACAUGCAUUGAAUACUUUUUUGCAGCUGAAUAUAUAAUCCCAUGGGGGAGAUGGGAUCUGUCUGCAAUUGUCCCUUGAAUUUUCAUUUCAUCUGUUACUGUUACAUUGUCUUCAUUGCCUGUUUUUUAAAAUAGACUUGGAGUAUUUUUGCUUUUACUCCUUUGAAACAAUGGAUGUAGAGCUAGGACCUUUCAUAACCAUUUUGACUAUUUAAGUCUCUUUUUAAAAAAUUGUUUGAGGCUGUUGAUAUUUAAAAAUAAAAAUAAAGAUCAGGUACAUAGCAUGUAGGCGUGUGAAAAUUAGACUUUGCCAGCAUGGAAGAUUCAACAGUUGCAUAAUGUGGGGUUGGAUCAGACUUCUCAAAAUUGAAAAUGACGUCAGAAACUGUGUGGUUGUGCACAAGUAGUCUCCAUUUUUAGUCUUUUUAUUUGAUAGAAAGUCAGAUAUACACCAUAAUUUAGCAGGCAGCUCAUCCUGCUUCUCCUCCCAUGCUGCUUUUUGGUCUCUGCAUCAGCUGGGAACCACAGGAUAAUAACACAAUUAAAAGCAACACUGGCAGUCAAGGCCCUACUCCUCACAGUGGCUCAUUGCUUUUGCAUCAAGGACCCUGCCCUAUCUUCCUUUUCCUGCUGAGUAAUGUUAGGGCUUCUCUCUUUGUUUUAACAUAAAUUAUGUUUUUAACAUGAUGCUGGGUAAAAGGAUGCAAAAGACUGAAAAAAUUACAUUAUUUGGCUUAAUUCAGAUCUUUGUUUUCCACUUGAGUCAGGUCUAUCUCAGAUCCAGAUCAUUAGGAAUGUAUUAAGCCGCUCUUAAAUUGCAAGAGAAGUGUUUCCAUGGGAUUGCAUUGAUUAAACAGAUGGAGUUUGAUGGUGGCACAUUAGGCCAGUGCAUAGCUGUGACACAGGCGGUUAUUUCUGGGUGCUUAGUGCCCACCAGAGGAACAAUGAAGUGUCCCUGAAGAAAUCCCUGCCCUGUCUCUUCUAUCUUGCCCCAGAUGUGUGUAUCACUUAUCUGCUGUUGCUCUGAUGUUGAGUUGUUAGGGAUGCCUGUACACAGCUUUUUGCUGUGGGAAACUCUGUCCUUCAAGCCUCCAAGGGCUUGUUAUAAUUGCCUUUUUCCUUUUUGCUUCCCAACAACAGUAAGUUGAGAGCUUCUAUGUAUGAUCACUUAAACUCCCCAAAACGCCAUCUCUUUUCACCUUUCCAUCUCUUUCACUGGAUUUUUCUCCUUCAAGAAAAAAAAAAGCCUGGCAGUGCAUGCUUUCAGGAGUGUUUGGGCACCAGCUCCAGCUGUCCUCUCGUCCGUGUCCCUGUCUCUACCCCAGGGGACCAAUGGUGUCACACAGUGCUUAUUCCUUGGUGCUCUCUGGUGGCCCAGCACUAACCUGUGUGCCAAACUGAGAGCCUCACACUGCUCCUCUGAGACACAUCCCAGCACUGAGAGGCCUCCUGUGCCCUGAUGGGAGCACCAGGGCAGCCAGCCUUCCCCCACCAAAAUGGACACACCGUCCUGUGCAUGCACUGACCCUCCUGUGCACAGUGGGAAUUCCGCUUCUCCCUUCGGGCACUCUGAGUUCAGCUGGCAGACACCUGCUUAGGGAUGGCCCUAAACACUGCCAGGGCCGAGAAAUAUUCAUCCCUGUCCAAGAGAGGAUCUGCAGAGUUUGGUUUUAUUUGUUACACAGUGCUGAGCUAAUCCUGGUUUCCCUGUGCCUGUAGCAAUGCCUCGGUCAGCGCUGCGCUUCCACCCCGCCUGAGCACAGGUUUAUAGGGGGCUGUACCUCACCUUGGGUGACCCUGAGUUCCCUUUCUGGACACAGGUUUCCCCCUCUACGUGGUUCUUACAGCAGGAUCUCUCCUACCUCACUGACGUGGUCUUUCCUUAAGAGAGGACCUGUGCUUGGCACUUCCCCUGUGGGUUGGUGUCAGCUGCAGCCCACGGGUCCUGCCUACCUGGCCCUCCUGGCAGCUUUAGCAAGGAACAUCUCUGCUGGCCCCUGUGACACCAGGACAGAGAGUGUCUUCCUGACCUCUGCUGCCUUGAGGUGAUGUUAGAGCUGCUGAAUAAUGCCAGGGUUUGAGGGGUUUUGACCCCUCAAUGAGAAAUAAACAGGAAUACCUUGUAUUAUGUAAGAGCAAAAGUGACAAUAAAAUAGACAGAGUUUUAUUUGCAAGGGGAAAGAAUGUUCCAUUAGAUAUAUUAUGUCACAUUUUGGAAAAAUACCUUAGUCUCAUAUUAGGAAUAAAUGAUUUCAAAAUGAAAAAAUGGAACUUUGUUGCACAGCUCAGAAUAAAGAAGGUUAAUCUUUUGGGGGUUUUAUUAUUUGGCUGAAUCGUUCUUUGGCAAUUUUGAUUCAACUUCACAAGUAGUUCUGUUUGGCCUAGAAGUGCAUUUUCAGCAAAUGCAGUACUUUGCAGUGUUCCGUCAACACCUAAUUGCUGUCUCCUUUACUAAGUGAGCUCACUGGAAGAAAACUGUCUUUUCUUUAAGAAAUUCAACACCACCUGUCAUUUUCUGUAUCCAAGCAUUCAAAAGAUGCACUUUCUAAAAACAGUUUUACACUGGGUGGGUACAUCUGUGGCCAGAAAACAAGUGUUAUUUAGACAAUAUCUUCUUUUCUGGACAAACACCUGAUUUGGUUUUUAUGUGAGCGAUUUAGGGAGAACAAUUUUUUAAAGCUGCUUGGUGAAUUAAGGUGAGCAGGAAGGGUUUCUGCUGUUCUGCCUGGUGUCCCUGCCACUGCCAUUGUCUUACAAGGGUAGCAAAGCACUUGUGGUGCUAAGGCAGGGGCUCACCUGCCCUGUCCAGUGAUUGCUCAGUGGUUUGUUGGGCACAGGGAACACACAUCCCACUGGCAGCAGGGCACAAAUUGUCCAUAGACUUCUGCUCUCUUCUCUAUGCUGUUUAUUUUUUUUUUUUCCCAAAUGUCCAUUUCUUUUCCUUAUAGAUUUGUUUUGCCACCUUUGGCUGCAUCCUAAGCGACAGAAGGAAAAUUCCCUGUCACUGUCACCACGUUGCUGUGGUGGGAGUUUCUCAGCCACAAGACCAUGCUCUUCCUUAGGCUCUUCCAAAGAGUUAUCUUGGCAAAACACUUCAAAGCAUCAAUGGCUUGUAAGGAAUAUAGUGCUGUCUUCCUGAGCCUAUGGAUUAACAAAGAUAAAACCCCUGUCAGGGUGAAAUGCCUCAUUCAGCUUAAUGUGUGCCCGAUGCUGAAUCUGAAGGGAAGAGGUGUAAGGGGAGGCAGCAGCAGCAAUUUUUUUUUUUUCUUUUUCUUUUCUUUUUUUUUUUUUUUUGGCUAUAAAAAUCUCUGUUUCAGCAGAGAUUUCAGUGAAAGUUGUGCUCUGCCCUUGAGUGUGGAUGCGCCAAAGGUCUGGAUAGCCACACCCAUCCACCACCUCACCUGCCUUUGUCUGGGCAGUUCUGGAAAUAUCACAAAGUCCUCACAUAUCACACAGGUGGUGGUGUGAGGGAUGGAAGGGAUGUCAGAGCUCAGAGAGCACGGCAGCCUCUGGCUAUGGUCAGAGCCUUCAGUCAGAGGCAGGAGAAGCUGUUCCUGUCCCCCAGGGCCUCAGCAGUGCCAGGACCUUGCAGAAGGGCUGGCGCAGCUUUCAGGAGGCCGAGGGGCAGCAAGGAGUGCCAGGCUGGGCUGGCAGGGUCUACCUGUGGGCAUGAUUCAGCAAUGGUAACACAGAAAGCCACCCUAAGGUGAUUUUCUUCCAUGGAUCGUGUCCGACAAGCUCCUGUGUGCCAGGCAAAGCAAUGCACAGCCACAGGAUGAACCCAGACACAGCUGCAGCCAGAGAGCCCCAGCUGGGCACAGCCUGGCCGGGAUGCUGUGCCUGCAGCCCCCGGGGGCUGGGCAGGGCUGCAGGCUCACCCUGGGAAUGUAAACCUGACACGAAGUUUGCACAUCUUAAAUAGCAUUCUCUGCAGUAAAUGAUAAAGUAUCUGAAGAGAAAUAGAGUUAAGAGGUGAAUGAUAAAUGAGAUGAAGGAGGGCUCUCCUGCAGGCUGUGGGCAGAGCUGAUCCUGGCCAGGUGGGCUUUGCUUGCAUCCCUGGGGAUGUUGGGUGUCCAGCCUUUGAUUUUCUACUGUGUUUCGUGUUACUUUCUUUUCUUUUUUCUUUUCUUUUUCCUUUUUUUUUUUCUUUUUUUAAGCAGGUAGCCUGAACAUACAGUCUUCAGAUGAAGGUGCCUAUACCUCCAAAAAUUUUAUAUGCACAUUUUGAAAGUUAGUUAAUUUAGUUACCUAAUAAUAAUAAUGGUACAUACAAGAAAGGCACUUGAGAAAAAUCUGUCUGCUAUUGUAUUUUUGUUUGGGUUGGGUUUGUUUGGGGUUUUUUUGAACACUGGUCAGCAAUAAUUAUUUAGCCAUAUACUAGCUAAAAAGACUGAUAUGUAAGAUUUGUGAACUAAGCUUCUAAGUUUGCAGGAUUUUGAUUAACCUGGGUAUGUGAUGAGGAAGCUAUGCUCAAUAAAAGAGUAUUUUGCAGCAUUUAGAUGUAUUCAUUUAAUUGCCUAAUAGUGAUCAUGAACAUAAUAUUCUAUAAAGCUCAUCAUGAAUGACAAACAAAGCACAUUUGUUUUUAACAUGAAUAUAUCCCUUGUAGUAGAAAGUUCUGAGAGUGUACUAGUGUGGUCUGCUAUACCAAAAUAUUUAGAUUAUUAUGAGAUUUUAGUAUUAAAGAUAAACACACACCCUGUUUUUACUGUUUCAAGUAAAGUUUAGUGAAUGACAAUUUGUUGAUAUACAACUGUGGGAAAACACUGCAGUGCUCUAAAUGUAUAUUUUUAUUUGGGUUUAUUAUAUUUAGUAUAUGUUUCAAUGAAAACUGAAGUGUUUGCUGCAGUUGGAUCAUUGUAAAAACAUCUCUUACCUCAUUUUGUCUGCUGUAAAAAAGUACUAUCCUUUUUUUUUUCUUUUUUCAAAUUGACCAUAGACAGUCAAUGUUAAUAUUUAGACUCCUAGUAGCAGUAAAUGCUGGGUUUUAUAUCUAUAAAAUGAAAACUUGAUUUUUUUCUUUAUGAAUUUAUUAUAUAACUUUGUGAUUUUUAUCUGAUUUUAUUGUAACAUAAAGUUGUUUUAUGUAAAAAUAUAUAGUUUAAGUAAAA
Prinia subflava (tawny-flanked prinia) is the source of this 8361-nucleotide messenger RNA. It is a transcript of the gene HOMER2, whose product is annotated as homer scaffold protein 2. The transcript has 10 exons. Bases 471 to 1694 code for a protein of 407 amino acids. Gene Ontology annotation, molecular function: G protein-coupled glutamate receptor binding. Lineage: Eukaryota; Metazoa; Chordata; Aves; Passeriformes; Cisticolidae. Gene Ontology annotation, biological process: G protein-coupled glutamate receptor signaling pathway; regulation of store-operated calcium entry. Gene Ontology annotation, cellular component: postsynaptic density; cytoplasm; plasma membrane. The record is from RefSeq and is a predicted model, not a curated record.